Messenger RNA from Neomonachus schauinslandi (Hawaiian monk seal), 1847 nucleotides. RefSeq names its product cleavage and polyadenylation specific factor 4 (gene CPSF4). Gene Ontology annotation, molecular function: zinc ion binding; RNA binding. The transcript has 8 exons. Lineage: Eukaryota; Metazoa; Chordata; Mammalia; Carnivora; Phocidae. The record is from RefSeq and is a predicted model, not a curated record. Bases 103 to 912 code for a protein of 269 amino acids. Gene Ontology annotation, cellular component: mRNA cleavage and polyadenylation specificity factor complex.
CGAGGCGGAGGACCGUGUGCGGCGGGGCGGGUGGCGGGUAGAGGUGUGAGGGCGGCGAGGGACCUGAGGGGUAGUCGGGCCGGUGUGGCCGCCGCCGCCGCCAUGCAGGAAAUCAUCGCCAGCGUGGACCACAUCAAGUUCGACUUGGAGAUCGCAGUGGAGCAGCAGCUCGGCGCACAGCCGCUGCCCUUCCCCGGCAUGGACAAGUCGGGGGCUGCUGUCUGUGAAUUCUUUUUGAAAGCUGCCUGUGGUAAAGGGGGCAUGUGUCCAUUCCGCCACAUCAGUGGCGAGAAGACCGUUGUGUGCAAACACUGGCUGCGCGGGCUGUGCAAGAAGGGGGACCAGUGCGAGUUCCUGCACGAGUACGACAUGACCAAGAUGCCCGAGUGCUACUUCUACUCCAAGUUCGGGGAAUGCAGCAACAAGGAGUGCCCCUUCCUGCACAUCGACCCCGAGUCCAAGAUCAAGGACUGCCCUUGGUACGACCGUGGCUUCUGCAAGCAUGGUCCCCUCUGCAGGCACCGACACACGCGGAGAGUCAUCUGUGUGAAUUACCUCGUGGGAUUCUGCCCGGAGGGGCCCUCCUGUAAAUUCAUGCACCCUCGAUUUGAACUGCCAAUGGGAACCACCGAGCAGCCCCCACUGCCACAGCAGACGCAGCCUCCGACAAAGCAAAGUAACAAUCCGCCAUUACAAAGGUCGUCCUCCUUGAUCCAGUUAACGAGUCAGAACUCUUCUCCCAAUCAGCAGAGAGCCCCGCAGGUCAUCGGGGUCAUGCAGAGUCAAAACAGCAGCGCAGGCAACCGGGGACCCCGGCCGCUGGAGCAGGUCACCUGUUACAAGUGUGGCGAGAAAGGACACUACGCCAACAGAUGCACCAAAGGGCACUUGGCCUUUCUCAGUGGACAGUGACGGGAGCUGGAGCCAGCUCAGAGCAGCCCAGAGGGCCCACUGUUGGGAACCGCUCUGGGCCCUCGUUGGGAGCGUGCACUGAACUGUUUCACGCGUGUUGGUGGUGUUGGUGCCGCACUGGCCGGGGCUGGCAGGCAGGCACGCUGGGGUUAUCGUUCUGAGGGGCUACGUCUGUCAGUUUCCCUAUCAUUUUGCUGUAAUCUUUUCUUAAAAAGGGACAGGUGCUCUAGUUUGGGCCUUCCAAGUCAGCAUCAUGUUUGUCUAGCAUCCACACCUCCUGUCCGGAUCUCCCUUCACACCACCAAUCUGGGGAGGGGAGGAGGUCAUGGCGAAGGGCUUGUGCUAAGCAGGCUGUAUGGAAGGCAGCCCUUCCCCUCGAGGCCUCAUCAUUAAACACCAGUUCUUGGUGACUCCGGGGGCUGGUGGAUCAUUUAAAGCUUCAGCCAGGUCAUGCCUGCCUCCUCCAUGUCCUGCUGAAUUCAGAAGCUGUGCCUAUCGAUGUGAUUUGAACGAGGCAGCCCUUCAGGGCAGACUUAAGUGCACUUGUUGCCUCGACCUGGUCCUGCUCGAAGGCGGCAGUGGUUGAGAGGAAGGGCGCAGGGCUCUCGGGUGUGAGGAUCUUUCCUCUGGGCUGACUUCCUUGGAGCACCUACUUGACAGUGGUAUAUCUCAAGGGUAUACCGCCAGCUGGAGCUGCAGAGCACCCGUUAAAUGGAGGACCUGGUCCAUCUGUGCACCUACCUCCCGCCCCGCCAAGCAUCUGUACAGGCACUCACCUCUGGCCUCCGGAGACCAUCCUGCCCCCGAACCUGGAAAUGUGAAACCAUCACCUGCAACCUGCAGGGCAAGUGGGCCUAUCCAAGUUCUAUUACAAGAACACUUUUUACGAGGUUGAUUAAAGCUUGUUUUUUAAGCUGCGUCUCAUUACUUCAGGG